Molecule: messenger RNA, 3521 nt
Organism: Penaeus chinensis
Lineage: Eukaryota; Metazoa; Arthropoda; Malacostraca; Decapoda; Penaeidae
Product: facilitated trehalose transporter Tret1-like
Exons: 6
Coding region: 224-2092 (622 amino acids)
Biological process (GO): transmembrane transport; carbohydrate transport
Cellular component (GO): membrane
Molecular function (GO): sugar transmembrane transporter activity
Source: RefSeq, a predicted model, not a curated record
GUGCGAGGAAGCCGAGCGAGCGCUUCCACACUCUCUGAGCAGGCGCGAGUCGUAUGUGAGGUGUUGCGAAAAGAAACUUUUGUGCUUACCCGUUGGUGAUGCGAAUAUUCUUCGCGACUUGAAUUUCUUCUCGAUAAGUGACACACUCGGACGUGCCUGUAGACCAUCAGUUUGCAAUUUGCUGCUAAAGAUAUUCAAAGAAAGACCUAACUUGUGCGGCGCAAUGUCUCCCAUAGAGCAAGACAAGGAAGGCGCCCAGCACGUCGCCUUCCAACUGAAGGAGAUGCCCGAAGGCUCAGGCGAGGAUGGCAUCGCCUCCUGCCCUUCUGGAGACCCUGCGGAGACCGAGGACGACGAAGAGAGGGACAAGCUGCCGUUCCUCAACCACACCAGGUACUCCACCGUCUCCGCCCCGGGCAUGCCGACGAUCACCUCCAAGUCGUCCUUCGCGGGCCUCGUCUCCAAACCGUCCUUCAGCGGUCUUACUUCCAGGCCCUCGAUGGUGUCCCUCCGUUCCACCAUCUCGAGGGUCAACAGCGAACUGUACCCCGAAAGGGACUCCUUCGUGGCCCAGAGCAUUGGCCAUUCCCUGGCCGAACUGCCCAACCUGGCCCAGAAGAUGUACAUCAUUACACAGGUGCUGGCAGCUGUGUCGGUUUCCAUAGGCUCGAUGGCUGUAGGCUUCAGUGCGGCCUACACGUCUCCUGCUCUCGCCUCCCUCGAUGCCCCAAACUCUACCCUGACUGUCGACGAGGACCAGAAGUCGUGGAUCGGAUCCCUAAUGCCCCUCAGUGCCCUCACGGGUAGUUUUAUCGGGGGUUACUUGAUCGACGCCAUUGGGAGAAAAAUGGUCAUUCUCAUGUGUGGUCCGCCAUUUAUAUUGGCCUGGAUUCUGAUCGGGUCCGCCGUGAACAUCUGGAUGAUCUACGUCGGUCGGGCUAUAGGUGGUCUGUGCGUCGGUCUGCUCACUCUCACGCUGCCUGUCUACCUCAGCGAGACCAUUCAGCCUGAGAUCCGCGGCGUUCUGGGCCUCCUUCCGACCACUAUUGGUAAUUUAGGUAUCCUCGUCUGUUUCCUGGUUGGCUCGUACGUCAACUGGUGGUGGCUGGCGUUCGUGGGGGCAAUUAUUCCUUUGAUCUUUACUACCCUGAUGUGCUUCGUGCCUGAGACUCCUCGAUGGUACAUCUCCAGAGAUCGCGUAGAAGACGCCCAAGCCUCGCUAGAAUGGCUACGAGGAUCAGCCUCCGACGUGGACUUUGAACUCGACGCCAUCCAGCGGAACUACGAAAUAGCAAAGCAAGAAUCCUCCUCUCUGAAGGACUUGUUCAGACGCCAGUAUGCCAAACCCUUCUUGCUUGCCAUGGGCCUCAUGCUCUUCCAACAGCUGUCUGGCAUCAACGCCGUCAUUUUCUACACCGUGUCGAUCUUCAAGAUGUCAGGUUCUACCAUUAACAACUACCUGUCGACCAUUAUCGUCGGCGUGGUGAACCUGCUCUCCACCUUCCUCGCCAACGUCCUUAUUGACCGACUGGGGAGAAAGAUCCUCCUGUACGUCUCAAGCGUCCUGAUUGUAUUGUCACUCGUCGCCUUAGGAACUUUCUUUUACAUCAAGGAGACGGCGGAAAACGCAAUAUCUAUCGCCGAGUCCAUGAAUUUGACGGCAGGUGCGGGGAACAGCACGGAUGACGUCACGGGCUGGAAAGAGACCGUCGACAACCUCUCAUGGCUGCCCCUCGUCAGCUUCAUGGUCUACGUGGUCGCUUUCUCUCUAGGAUGGGGCCCCAUUCCAUGGCUCUUCAUGGGGGAGGCCCUGCCCGUCAAGAUCAGGGGCCCCGCCGCCUCCAUCGUCACGGCUUUGAACUGGUCCUGCACCUUCGUCAUCACUAAGACGUUCCCCGGGAUGGUGGAGCUGAUCGGACCAUCGUACGUGUUCUACAUGUUCACGGCCAUCAUGACCUUAGCGACCUUGUUUGCCUUCUUCCUCGUACCCGAGACUCGAGGGAAGACACUCGAGGAGAUCGAGGAAGAGCUGUCGGGAAGGAGCGCCCUGCGAAACCGCAAGAUCAGUACCGUGUCCGGCCUGCACAUGUAGGACUCAGGCUGUGUUUACGUUAGGAAGGACAUAAGCAUGCAGGUUACCUGGCCUGUGCCGCGUGCGAGGCGCUUGGUUCCCACGUGUGAGAAAGCGUACAAGGCGUACACUGCCGAAUUCAAACGCUUCCCUCUUCGUUUUUCAUCACGAUGUGGCUAGUCAAGGGGAAGGGAUAAAACCCUUUGUAGAAACUGUCAACACUUGUGUGGCAAUAGAAAUGACAUAAAUUUGGCUUCGACGCCGUCUGUUCAGUGUGAUUUUUUAUUGCACUCUGUCAGGGAAUCUAGACUCGGCGAAGUUUAGAUGUAAAACAUUUUUGUCGUCAGAACUAGUAGGGUGAAACGGCUUUCUUCCACGGAAUCAAUAUAAAGUACUUUUUUGUAUUUAGAAAAAUAAUGAUUUCGUGUCAAUGAAACCUAAAUACUUUGCUCUCUUACUUUUUACAUCACGGAAAUUUGUGAUAGUUUCUGCUGGUGCUAUAUGAUUCGUGUCGAACACUUUUUUUGUCGUUUAUUCUCUUAUAACCCUAAGGAAAUGGAACUCGGCUGACAUCACAUACACGCAAGAAAUGGAUUUCAAACAAAUUGCUGAACAUGUUAAUGUUUCGGUUAUAUUUAUACAUUCCUUAGAAACGAACAUGUGUAAAAUAGGCUUUCAUCGUUGCCUUAAGUGUCUUAUUCAGGGCAAUCAUCAUAUGUCUUCCAUACUAGACUUUUCUGAAGAUAUCCAAAUCACUAUGGUGUUUGUAAUUAAGAUAUUUUAUGUAUAUGCAUCUGCUUGCAUACAUUUGCACAUGCGUGUGUACAUAUUUACAAACAGUGUAAAACACGUUUGUUAUACCUAAUAGUUUAGCAAUAUUCUUUAUGGACACAGUAAUAUAUGUUCAUAUGUGGGUGUAGUAUAGUAUUUGCACCACUGACCGUGUUAGUUAUUCACACCAUAUAUAGCAAUCUAAGUUUUGUACUCGUGUAAGUUAUACAAUAUUGGUACGUUAUGAUACUGACAUAUGUAAAUGUGAUUAGUAUGCUUGUGAGUUGGAGUGUCAUGUAAAUGAUAUUUAUCUGCAUAUAAUGAGUAAGAUUGCGUGUGUACUUUGUGAAUGGUAGGUAAUUGUUAUGCACUGGAAUUUGCCUUAAAUGAGGUACCAAACACGGUGAGCAAGUGAGUGUACAGUACAUUUAGUAGGUAGCCAGUUCUGUUUGUUCAACAGGAGACUCUCAAAUCCAAUAAUCAUAUAUUCUCUCGAUUACCUGUAAGUUUGUUAUAUGAAUUGGUGUAGUAUACAUGUAUGUAUGCCUUAUAUGCAUACCUGCACACAUGUAUGCUGUUUUUUUUUUUUUUUUUAGCUCUUUAAUAUGCGUCAAAAUAAUAUUGCCUAAUAGACUGUUGUAGUAUUAAAGGUUUCUUAAUAAAAUAUUACACAGAAGAA